CUCCCUUCUUCCUCUGCUUCGUUUUGCUUUCCUCCCCAUAGCCAUGGUUGCUUCUGCUCCAUCUCCUCCUCCUCUUCCCAAGGAGCCUACGACUUUAAUGGCUUCUUCUUCUUCUUCAUCUCCACUCUUCAGCCCUGCUUCCCACGAGCGUAUCUGGAGCACCCUCCGUGGCCGCGUCGAUGCACUCAUCGCCGACCGAAACAAUUCAAGAGAAUCCAACAGAGCUAAGCGUUUGAAAGAAGAUUCAUUGCUUUUGCUUAAAGGCUUUGAUUCCAUCUCACAAACCCUGUCUCAGCUAUCUAAUAAUCUCGACAAUGCUCUUCAGGGAGCUAGAGAGCUAGCUAAACCUCCAACAUUGACCGAUAUAUUUCAAAGUAACCUCAAGAAUUCAGAGCCAAAAGAGGAAGACCCGAAGCCAAAAGGACUUGAAGAAGAGAGUAAGAUCGGUGUGAAGAGGAAAUUUGAUCACAGUGAGAGCUCAGAUGAUAAUGAUUCACAGAAGGAUAAUGAGAAAAGCCCUAAAAACAGCAAGCUGAUGAAGAAAGCCAAAAAUCUUGCGAUCUCCAUGGCAACCAAGGCAGCUUCACUCGCCAGAGAGUUGAAGUCCAUAAAGAAUGAUUUAUGUUUCAUGCAAGAGCGUUGCGGUUUGCUGGAGGAAGAGAAUAGGAGGCUCCGUGAUGGGUUCACCAAGGGGAUCCGACCCGAGGAAGAUGAUCUUGUGAGGCUUCAAUUGGAAGCACUGCUUGCAGAGAAAUCAAGACUAGCGAAUGAGAAUGCUAAUCUGGUGAGAGAAAACCAGUGUCUUCACCAGCUCGUCGAGUACCAUCAAAUGACUUCCCAAGAUCUGUCUGCAUCAUAUGAACAAGUGUUAAGAGGAAUGUGCUUGGAUUUUUCAUCUCCCAUUGCAGAAGAGGAAAUCAAUGGAGACGAUGAUGGCGAUAAGAGAGUUACUCGAACUGAUAUACUUGGUUUAUCCACAUCUCUUGAUGAACACUUUGAUGAAGAACAUCAUUAGGAUCUCUCGCAUGAGAAUUAAUCAAUGAUUUUGUUAUUU
Messenger RNA from Hibiscus syriacus, 1054 nucleotides. RefSeq lists its product as uncharacterized. Lineage: Eukaryota; Viridiplantae; Streptophyta; Magnoliopsida; Malvales; Malvaceae. The record is from RefSeq and is a predicted model, not a curated record. The transcript has 5 exons. Bases 44 to 1015 code for a protein of 323 amino acids.